CUAAAACGAAGUGUCUAGCUUUGUAGCUAGCAACGUUAGUGCACAUAACAUGUGAUUAGGUUUAAUUAUCAUGCAAUUAAGUAUUUCCUAUAUGAUUCAUCCGCCCUUGCACUACUUUCUUUGCGUUACAUCUAAAACUACACAACUAGUCGUGACCUUUGCAAAAAUACAAGAGGCACAAUCAUUAUCACCUUAGCAGCAGUUUUCGCUCAAUUACUCUGCUACAAACAUGGCAAAACACAGCUGGAAAGAGCAUUUUAGUCGCCAAGAGGAGACAGCGGCGCUACAACCUUGUACAGAUGACGAGCAACUACCCAGAUACUCGGAAAGCAAGAAUCAGGAGAAUGUCUAUGGGACUAUGGGCCAGUCUCCUAGUAACGUAGAGAAGUCGAAGGUCAACCAAAGGACCGAGGCCGAGAAGUGGGAGGUUGACAUAGUUGAGAAGUGGAACUCCGAGACCGAAGCUGAGAAGGAAAAAAGGCGACGAUUGUACAGCGGUCUCCAAAAUCGACUUAACACGGCAUCAAACGAGUCACUAGAGAAACUUCUAAAGUCAGACCUAAUAGAGCUUCUUGACACAGUACGAGAAGAUGCUUUAACGCCCCGAGGGCCAAAUCUCGCGGAGGAACUCGACAUAGCGCGAGGCAAAUCUUUUACUACGCCGUCUAUUAAGGCACAGAAUAUGCCUUUUGAGAAACUUUCCAAACUAGGCCUUAUGGAGUUGCUUCGCGUAGCACGAGCCACUCCUUACUAUAGGAUUCCUAAAUCAGUGUUUAUGAAGGUUCCCAACUCGGAUCUCGUGAACUUACUUCGCGAGGCACGAAGUGAGGAUUUGAAGAAGUAUAGAGUAGCCGACUAUAAGGAUCGAGUCUCACGCCAUGUGGAAAAAGAGAAGUCUGACAAAGUUGAGGGGCAGGUGAAAGCAAUGAAGACAGACUUCGUUGAGGGAAGAUGCGUAGGCUCCGGGAAUGUCACCCCAGAAAGUGAUAUCGCCACAGGCAGUUGCACAGACUCGAGCAGCACGGCAGACAGCACCACCCAAGUCGACAACAAAAAUGAGCCUCUCAGACAGGCUACGAUCCAAGCAAGACUGGAGACAGACACUGCAAUUGAAAAAACUCGUGAUCUACACCAUUUGUUGAUCCGGUUGGAAACGGACAUGGAGCAGCAGAAGAAGACUUUCGGGAUUCAGGACUUCGACAAUGUUAGGGUGAAGGCGGUAGAGGUAGGCCGAGAUCUUGAUGAUUCAAUAUUGAGGGUGCGAGAGAUGAUCUCAUUAUUGUAGGGUCGAUUGUUACUUGAUUUGUCAUGGAGCGCGUGUCCUCAUUGCCAGGUUUGAAGGUCGAAAAGGAAAGGCAAUAUCAGUGCAAUGCGGGCUCACUGCUGUAUGUAUCGCGUUAGUUUAUUAUCGGUGCGUUUAUUUUAUGAGAGGUUAUCGUUAGGUUAUUCGUUAUAAUGCUAGGUUGCAAUUGACAGUUCGCAG
This is a messenger RNA of Pseudogymnoascus destructans, 1483 nucleotides long. RefSeq lists its product as uncharacterized. Bases 230 to 1285 code for a protein of 351 amino acids. NCBI's taxonomy places the organism in Eukaryota, Fungi, Ascomycota, Leotiomycetes, Thelebolales, Thelebolaceae. The record is from RefSeq and is a predicted model, not a curated record. The transcript has a single exon.